AUGCAACUAACUAAAUCAAACAAACCACCAUGAAAACUUUAGGAAUAAUCAUUUUUGCCGGAGUACUUUUAGCCGGAAUCCAAAACUCCGCCGCCCAGAACUGCGGUUGCAGUCCAGACUUAUGCUGUAGCCGGUUCGGUUACUGUGGCAGCGACGAGGCAUACUGUGGUGCCGGCUGCCAAGAAGGGCCAUGUUUCUCGCCCCCUCCUACGAAUGAUGUUGAUGUUGCUAGCAUAGUGACAGAUGCAUUUUUUAAUGGUAUCAUUGAUCAAUCAGACGCCGGUUGUGAAGGGAGAGGGUUUUAUUCACGUGCCACCUUCCUUGAAGCCCUUAGAAACUAUCCCCAAUUCGGUAGGGUUGGUUCUGAAGAAGAUUCAAGGAGGGAGAUUGCAGCCUUUUUCGCACAUGUUACACACGAAACUGGCCACUUUUGCUACAUUAAUGAGAUAAACGGGCCUUCAAGGGAUUACUGUGACGAAAAUGAUACUCAAAAUCCGUGCAACCCAAGCAAGGGCUACUUCGGGAGGGGGCCAAUCCAAUUGUCAUGGAAUUUCAACUAUGGUCCGGCCGGGAGAAGCAUUGGGUUUGACGGAUUAAACAAUCCUGAAAUUGUGGCUACAAAUCCAGUCAUCUCAUUUCAAACUGCCUUAUGGUAUUGGAUGAACAAUGUUCAGCCGGUCAUUGGUCAAGGGUUUGGAGCUACCAUUCGAGCUAUUAAUGGAGCAUUGGAAUGUGAUGGUGGCAAUCCAGACACUGUAAGUGCUCGUGUACGUUACUACACUCAAUAUUGUAACCAACUUGGAGUUGCUCCAGGCGAUAACCUUCGAUGUUAGGCCAUUUGAAAUGUGCGAUUCUAUCCCUAUAUGGACAAUAAAAGAAUAAACUUCAUAUUUAUAUUCAUAUUUGUAUACAAUCUUUAUUUGUAUUUUGUAGAUGUUAAA
This is a messenger RNA of Helianthus annuus (common sunflower), 941 nucleotides long. RefSeq names its product endochitinase EP3. The coding region runs from base 30 to 833 and encodes 267 amino acids. Gene Ontology annotation, molecular function: chitinase activity; chitin binding. The transcript is spliced from 2 exons. The record is from RefSeq and is a predicted model, not a curated record. NCBI's taxonomy places the organism in Eukaryota, Viridiplantae, Streptophyta, Magnoliopsida, Asterales, Asteraceae. Gene Ontology annotation, biological process: cell wall macromolecule catabolic process; carbohydrate metabolic process; chitin catabolic process.